Oryzias melastigma (Indian medaka) is the source of this 544-nucleotide messenger RNA. RefSeq lists its product as uncharacterized. The transcript has 4 exons. The record is from RefSeq and is a predicted model, not a curated record. The coding region runs from base 68 to 478 and encodes 136 amino acids. NCBI's taxonomy places the organism in Eukaryota, Metazoa, Chordata, Actinopteri, Beloniformes, Adrianichthyidae.
UAAAGCUUGUUGUUUAUAUAUUAGUAACAGCGUCGUGGGUCGUUGUUGUUAGCGCUUGAGAUACACAAUGUAUUUCUUCGGUACAACACAGCUUGGCUAUCAAAACCCGAUUGGCAUAACCACGAUAAAUGUCCAGAGAGCGUCCCGCUCUGAAGAUGGUGCUCAAGUGACAACAGGAGUCGAUCCACCACCUCAAGAAAGCAAAAGAACCUUUCUGUCUUCGGCAACUUUACAAGCUCCCAGCAUGCAUCACAGGAGCAACAAACAAUACGGAGAGAUGGUCAGACUGGCUCGAGUUCCUGUGUCUCCAAAGGACUUGUACGUAGCGCCUCUGACAGGCAACCAGCAGUAUGGAUGGAUGGUGUCGGACAGUCCUCAGCCAUGGACUCAAAUCAAACGCUUUCCCAGAAGGAACAGUGAGAUCUCAAAGUUUGUUGAACAAAUGUUAAUGACAGACCGGAUGUUUAGCCCUUUUUGAUGCAGACACGUAAAGCUGGCGUCAGCGUUGGGAAGAAUGUCAUAAAAUAAACCAAGUAGAAACACA